This is a messenger RNA of Lonchura striata (white-rumped munia), 2807 nucleotides long. RefSeq names its product solute carrier family 5 member 6 (gene SLC5A6). Gene Ontology annotation, molecular function: symporter activity. Lineage: Eukaryota; Metazoa; Chordata; Aves; Passeriformes; Estrildidae. Gene Ontology annotation, cellular component: membrane. The record is from RefSeq and is a predicted model, not a curated record. Gene Ontology annotation, biological process: transmembrane transport; sodium ion transport.
AGUUCUGGCAGGGCCGUGGGCUGCUGGAGGGGUUGGGCUGCGUUGCCUUUGGUGCUGGUGGGACCGGUGCUGCCGGGUUUGGUGGGGCUGUGCAAUGCUGGGGUGGUUGGGCCAGGUUGGGUUUGGCUCAGGUGGGAGUAGCACUGCGGGCUGAAGGCUGUUCAGCUCCGGGGGUGGUUGUGUUGGGUUUGGCUCAGGUGGGACUGGGGCUGUCCUGCACCGGAGGCAGCUGUGUUGAGCUUGGCCAGUUCUGCCGGGACUGGUGGUGCCGGUGCUGCAGGGGGCCAGGGUGGGACUGUUUUUGCAGCCAUUGUCUUGGCGCUCUUUGAAGACUCUCCAGUUUCCUUCAGCGGGGCAGGUGGGGUGGCCCAGGGGGGGCCAAGCCCGGCCCAGAGGGAGGAGGAGGAGGAGGAGGGACUGGCCGCUUUCCCCACUCUGGGUCCUUGAGGUUGAGACAGAGCGAGCGAAGUUCCCUGCAGCACUGACACGUCCCUCCCGCAGCUGCCAGGGCCUGGCCGGUGCCGGUCAGACGCGCUGCCGGGCUCAGGUGCGCCCAUGAGGCCGGCGGGGCGGGGGCGGCUGGGCAGCGCUGGCAGCGGCAGGGCGGCGCAGGGACGCGCUCACCAUGGAGUUCACGGCCAUCGACUACAGCAUCUUCGCGCUGCUGCUGGUGCUGUCCUCGGCCAUCGGGCUGUUCUACGCCCUGAGCGGCGACCGGCAGCGCACGGUGCAGGAGUUCCUGCUAGCCAACCGUGACAUGGGCUGCCUGCCCGUCGCCCUGUCCCUGCUGGCCUCCUUCCAGUCAGCUGUGGCCAUCCUGGGCGUGCCAGCUGAGAUCUUUCGCUUUGGCACCGAGUACUGGUUCCUCGGCUGCUCCUAUUUCCUGGGGCUGCUCAUCCCGGCGCACAUCUUCAUCCCUGUCUUCUACCGUCUGCACAUCACCAGCACCUAUGAGUACCUGGAGCUGCGCUUCAACAAGACAGUGCGGGUCUUCGGCACCAUCACCUUCAUCUUCCAAAUGGUCAUCUACAUGGGGGUGGUGCUCUACGCGCCCGCGCUGGCCCUCAACGCAGUGACAGGCUUUGACCUCUGGAGCGCGGUGCUGACCAUGGGGCUGGUCUGCACACUCUACACCACGCUGGGUGGCCUGAAGGCCGUCAUCUGGACAGAUGUGUUCCAGACGCUGGUGAUGCUGGCGGGGCAGGUUGCCGUCAUCGUGGUGGGCGCAUGGCGGGUGGGGGGCAUGGCCCGUGUCUGGCGCGUGGCUGAGCAGGAGGGCAAGAUCGCCGGCAUUGACCUGGACCCCAGCCCCCUGGAACGUCACACCUUCUGGUCGCUGUCCGUGGGCGGGAUCUUCAUGAUGCUGUCGCUGUACGGGGUGAACCAGGCGCAGGUGCAGCGCUACCUCUGCGCCCGCAGCGAGCGGGAGGCCAAGCUCUCCUGCUACGCCGUGUUCCCCUGCCAGCAGAUUGUGCUCUGCCUCAGCUGCCUCAUUGGCCUCGUCAUGUUCGUCUACAACCUGGAGCACCCACUGGCGCCCAGCCGGCGCCCUGCCUCCUCUGACCAGCUGGUGCUGUUCUUCGUGAUGGACGUGCUGCAGGACCUGCCGGGGCUACCCGGGCUCUUUGUCGCCUGCCUCUUCAGUGGAGCUCUCAGCACCAUCUCCUCCGCCUUCAACUCGCUGGCCACGGUGACCAUGGAGGACCUGGUGCGGCCGCACUUCCCGGGGUUGUCAGAGUCGCGGGCCACGCUGCUCUCCAAGCUGCUGGCUCUCGGUUAUGGGCUGCUGUGCCUGGGGAUGGCAUACGUGUCCUCCAUGCUGGGACCUGUGCUGCAGGCGGCCAUCAGCAUCUUCGGCAUGGUGGGGGGCCCGCUCCUGGGGCUCUUCUGCCUCGGCAUGUUCUUCCCCUGCGCCAACCCCACGGGAGCUGUCGUGGGGCUGCUGGCCGGACUGGCCAUGGCCUUCUGGAUAGGCAUCGGCAGCUUCCUGCAAAGCUGGGGGGCCAAGGGGGUCCCCCCAGUCAACAGCACAACACUCCCCACCGUGGGCAACCUCAGCACUGUCCUGGCUACCACGCUGCUGCCCCCCACACCAGCACCUCCGAGCCCCACGGGGCUGCAGCGCUUCUACAGCCUGUCCUACAUGUGGUACAGUGCCCACAACUCCACCACUGUCAUCCUGGUGGGGGUCCUGGUCAGCCUGCUCACCGGCCCCACGCCGGCAGCGGCCCUGGACCCCCGCACCAUCUCCCCGGUGCUGCCAUGGCUGCUCUGCUGCCUGCCCCCCAAAAUCCGGCGGUGGCUCUGCUGCGGGGGAGGCGACCCUGCCCAGGCCCCCGGCCAUGCGGACACCACGGAGAAGAGCCAUGGGGUGCCCAAUGGCCUGGCCCCCCCUGGCCCCGACUGGCAGGGGGAGGAGGGACACGGGUACGUCCGCAGUGCUGCUGCCCCCAUCUACGCCGUGCAGGAAACCUCCUUCUGACACCCCCACCACGGGGGUCAUGGCCACCCCCCUGCUCGGGGGGUUCAAGCCCUGGUGUGGCAUCCACAGACAGCCGGGGCGAGCCAAAGAACAGGCGGGACACUGGUGGGCUGCCCCUCCAGGGGGCUCUGGGACCACGGUUGGGGGGUGUUGGAGCAGUGCCCCCCUCUCCAGGCUGGGACAUUGUCUGGUACCCCCGGCCCAGCCACGUGCCUUACACACCGCUCCAGGGCUGGAGGCUGCCCGGACCCCUCAGGGUGCCCCCGCGACCCCUGUCACCAGUCUUUGUGUUUGGUGUCCCCCCAAUAAAUGGUUCUGGAGCACA